AUGAUGGACACUUAUUUGAAGGUUUUGACACAAAUUAAAGGAAAAUUGGAGAAUGAUUUGGUGAUUGGUGGUAAUUUAGAGCAAUAUGAAUUGGUUUCUGUGUUUUUUGGAGGUGGAACUCCAUCAACAAUGCAUCCUUUGGCUAUGGAAAAGAUAAUUUCACACGGAUUGGAAAUGUUUGGAAAGAGUAGAGAGGAUGGAGUUGAAAUUUCAAUGGAGGCAAAUCCAACUUCAAUCGAGUAUGGAAAAUUAAAGGAUUUUCAUAGAGCUGGAAUUAACAGAGUGAGCAUUGGAGUGCAAAGUUUUGAUUCUGAAUGUUUGAAGAGCUUGGGAAGAGAACAUUCAAUUGAGGAUGCUUUGAAUGCUAUAGAUAUUGCAAGGAAUACAUUUGGAGAGGAUAGUAUUUCAAUAGAUUUAAUGUUUGGAUUAGCUCAACAUAAGAAUAAUCCGUCAAUUUGGAAGAAUUCUUUGGCAAAGGCACUUUCUCUGAAUUUAUCACACUUGUCAUUGUAUCAGUUGACAAUUGAGAAGGGUACUAAAUUCCACAGAUUAUUUAAUGUUGAAAAGGAUUUACCAAAUGAAGAAGAAUCGAGUCAUUUAUAUGAAUUUACCAUUGAAGAAUGUAAAAAACAUGGAUUGGAAAUGUAUGAGGUUUCUAAUUUUGCCAAACCUGGCAAAGAAUGUAAACACAAUAUCAUGUAUUGGAAGUCAAUUCAUGAUUUUAUCGGUGUUGGACCAGGAGCUCACGGAAGACUCACCAAUCACAAUACUAGGGAAAGAUUCAGCACUAUUCAAGUAAUGAGACCAGAGGAUUGGAUUGAACAAGUAGAUAAUCAAUUGAAUCAUAUUCACAAACCAUCUUUAUUAUUUGGAGAUAUUAAGGAAGAAAAGUUAACAGAGGAACAACAAAUUGAGGAAUUAUUCAUGAUGGGGCUCAGAAUGCCAAAAGAAGGAGUGAGUGAAAGCUCUCUACGUGCUAUCAAUCCUGAACUUUCUUUUGAAAAACUAUUGAAUGCUAACAUGAUUAAACAAUUGGAAAAUCAUGGAUAUAUUAAAUUAAUCAAAGAGGAAAAUGAUAAAAGAAUUGUAGCAACAAUGAGUGGAAUUAGCGUACUGGAUAUUCUAAUUGCCAAUUUACUAUCCAAGUAA
This is a messenger RNA of Naegleria gruberi, 1149 nucleotides long. RefSeq lists its product as uncharacterized. Gene Ontology annotation, molecular function: coproporphyrinogen oxidase activity; 4 iron, 4 sulfur cluster binding. The record is from RefSeq and is a predicted model, not a curated record. Gene Ontology annotation, biological process: porphyrin-containing compound biosynthetic process. The transcript is spliced from 2 exons. Gene Ontology annotation, cellular component: cytoplasm. Lineage: Eukaryota; Heterolobosea; Eutetramitea; Acrasida; Naegleriidae. Bases 1 to 1149 code for a protein of 382 amino acids.